AUGGAGCAGAUGGAGGAACAUUCUCGGUUUAGUUCUUGGCUUACUUUAAAAGGUAUUGUUUUUUUUUGUUGGCAUCCACGCGUCGGUGCGUGUUUUGUAGGGCUUGGCGAGUGCCAGCUGAGCUCAAAACUCGAAACUCACUUGCUCCACUUGCGAGUCACAUGUGCUAACGGAUGUCUUGUUUCCCGCUUGUUUCCCGCUUGUUUCCCGCCCGCUUCCCAUCCGCUCCCCCAAACGCCCCUCACGUGCUCGCUUACCCGGCCACCCGCAGCCCCGUCAAAAACCAUAAAAUUUAAAAAGAAAAGAUCCAGCGCCACGCGAUGCCUGUCUGAUAUAGAGACGCCACCGCAUCCAAACAACCGCCCACGCCAGCACCAAGCAGCCAGCAGAUUCGCCACCCCCCCCAGCUCGCACACUGCCUGCACAUCCCACCUUACUCGCUCACCACACACGCCCUGUCUGCCACCCCCCCCAUCGCCUCCUCCCUCCGACAACGCCUUCCCGUCGCGCGCUGCCAGCCCAGCAGAAGCCCUGCUGGGCUCGUCGUCGCAGCACGUGCCAGCCGCCCAGCCCUCGUCCGGGCUGGACCACGAGCUGGCCUCCAUCGUCUCGUCACUGAACUCGCUGGCUGCGCCCCAGCCGGCGCCAGGCCGCCCAUGCCACGUGACGCGGUCGCUGAACUUUCCAUUGCAUCCGGCACAGCCGCCGAUUGUGCAGCUUGCACCUCAGCCUGUGUAUGCAGGGUCGAAUGGUAAUGGUAAUGGUAAUGGUAAUGUUAGUGCAAACGCCAACGCUAUGACAUCUGGCACAGCAGCCUCCACCUUGGCUGUCCCCAAUGCAAGUGCAAACCCUCAUGCCACUGCCUCCUCGGUAGCCAGCACCAUCCCUCAACGUGCCUUGACUCCAGUAUCAGCCGUCACGGCUCCCAAUAUCAACUACUUCUCAUCCACGGCCUUGCCACAAAACGCUCAGCCGGCUAAUGGCUUUUUUGAAAGUCUGGGCCAAUCAUUGGUCGAUGGGACUCGUGAAUUGGAAAAAUCAAAUAACCAGCAGCCAUACGUCUACCAUUCGCCAACUUCGCCAUGGAACGAAAAAAUCCCGGCAAACAUGAACCUAAGUACCAGUCCUACAGCCAUGCCCGGCGUCAUGCCCGGUGCCUUGCCCAACGGUAAUCCCAACGCAUUCCCUAACCCUUAUGUGUUUUUCGAAAGCAUGUACAAAGGCGGUAGCAACAACACGAAUAAUGACUCUCCAUCGAAUUAUAAGAAAGACCGCAAGAAGAACAACUCUGCCAUCUUGAACCAAUUACCCAAUGCUGCAAGUGCAAAUGUAAAUGUAAAUGCAAAUUCAAAUGCAACUGCAACUGCAACUGCAACUGCAACUGCAACCGCACAUGCCAAGAAGUAUCUCCAGAUCAAUCCAUAUCUGGAGCUGCCUCCAGAUAUGGAAAAACCCAUUGCCAAGAAAAAGGACUCCUCUUCCAAGAACAAGCAAUCUUUAAAUCCCAACACAAACGCAAACGCCACCGUGUCUUCCUCGUCCUCCUCAGCUCCUUCACAAACCAGAUCGCAAUUGUUGGAAGAAUUCAGAAACUCCGGCAAUAAUAACAACUCAUACACCUUGACAAGUAUCUUGGGCCACACACUGGAAUUCUGCAAAGAUCAACAUGGGUCUCGUUUCAUCCAACACCAAUUAUCCAUUGCCUCCCCCUCCGAAAGAGAAGUCAUCUUCAACGAACUAAGAGACCAUAUCUUGGAACUCACAAACGACGUCUUUGGCAAUUAUGUCAUCCAGAAAUUCUUCGAAUUCGGGUCAGAUAAACAAAAGGAAAUCCUAUUGUCGUUUUUCAAAAAUAAGAUCCUCAAACUAUCCACCCAAAUGUACGCCUGUCGUGUCAUACAAAAGGCACUCGAGUUUAUCAACUUGAACCAAAGAAUAGCCUUGGUCAUGGAACUUUCCAAUAAUAUCCUCCAAAUGAUCAAAGAUCAAAAUGGGAACCAUGUGAUCCAGAAAUCAAUAGAAACCAUCCCGAUCAAAUUCUUGCCCUUUAUAUUAAAUUCUUUAAUUGGCCAAAUUUAUCAUCUAUCCACUCAUGCCUAUGGUUGUCGUGUUAUUCAAAGAUUGUUGAAAUUCGGCACUGUGGCUGAUCAAUCCAUCAUCUUGGAUGAAUUACAAAAUUUUAUCCUCUACUUGAUCCAAGAUCAAUAUGGUAAUUAUGUCAUACAACAUAUCUUGGAGACAAACCCCAUGUCCAAAGAUUCAUCUAAAGAUGCAGAUGCAGAUGCAGAUGCUUCUUCUUCUUCCAAAGAAAUUUCUCCUGCAACUGAUAUGGCCACCGUCUCCGACUUAUGUCCCAAGAUGAUUCAAACAAAACAAGAAAUUAUAGAAAUAGUAUCAAACAAUAUAGUAGAAUUCUCAAAACACAAGUUUGCCUCCAAUGUCGUCGAGAAGGCCAUCGUCUACGGCAAUGAACCCCAAAGAAAAUUGUUGAUGUCCAAGAUCUUGCCUAAAAACGAAUCCGAAGCUUCCAAUCUACAAGAUAAUUCUCCAAUGACCUUGAUGCUAAGAGAUCAAUUUGCAAACUAUGUAGUACAGAAACUAGUAAUUGUAUCCAAGGGCAACGACAAAAAAUUAAUCGUCAUCUCCAUCAGAUCCUACCUGGAUAAAUUGAACAAAUCAAAUUCAUUGGGAAAUAGACAUUUAGCAAGUGUUGAAAAAUUGGCUUCCCUAGUAGAAUCUGUAGAAAUAUAG
Molecule: messenger RNA, 2751 nt
Organism: Henningerozyma blattae CBS 6284
Lineage: Eukaryota; Fungi; Ascomycota; Saccharomycetes; Saccharomycetales; Saccharomycetaceae
Gene: PUF3
Product: mRNA-binding protein PUF3
Exons: 1
Coding region: 1-2751 (916 amino acids)
Biological process (GO): nuclear-transcribed mRNA catabolic process, deadenylation-dependent decay
Cellular component (GO): cytoplasm
Molecular function (GO): mRNA 3'-UTR binding
Source: RefSeq, a predicted model, not a curated record